Messenger RNA from Closterium sp. NIES-65, 2244 nucleotides. NCBI's taxonomy places the organism in Eukaryota, Viridiplantae, Streptophyta, Zygnematophyceae, Desmidiales, Closteriaceae. The record is from the annotation of a GenBank genome assembly.
AUGGAGGUCCUUGCGGCCGCUUUCGACAAGCACGUUGGAGCAGUCGAUGCACUGGAAUGCUUCCCCCCCACGGCCGCCACCUCCCCCUCCGCGCGUGGCGGACUGCCGCCCCUCCCCGAGCUGCGCUGUCCCCCCUCACCCUCCUCCGCUACGCGCUCUCCGGCUGCGAGGGCUCGGCGCGCUGGGGGGAGCGUGCGGCGGGGAGCGAGAUGGUGGCCGGCUGCAGGCGAUGGCGAAGCGGCUGUUCGAGAACGGCGCGAGCGGCACACGCUGUUCCACACGUACAAGCGACGGCGGGGCGCCGUGGUGCGCGCAGCGCUGGCGGCAGCGGGAGUGGGAGUGGAGGAGCGGGAGGGGGCGGCCCAAGCGGAGUGGUCGUGGGAGGAGGCGGGGCAGCGGCUGAGGGAGUGGCGCGCGCACCUCCGAUUUGGACUGGCGCUGUGCUUGGCGGAGCAGCGGCUGAGCGAGGCGGUGCUGGGCGGCAUGGGGCAUCUGCGGCAGGAGUGCGUGGACGACCUCCUCGCGCCCUCCUUCGCCGCGCUGCUCGCCCUGCCAAGCCGCCUCGCCGCCUCGCCCCCCUCGCUGCACGCGCUGCUCCACGCGCUCUCCACCUUCCACGCGCUCAGGGACGGCUACCCGCAGGUGGCGGAGCUGUACCCGCGGCGCACGCAGAGGCAGCGGCGGCAGUACCUGGAGGUGCUGGCGCGCGUGGCGGGCGUGGCGAGGAGCGCCUUCCUCGCCACUGAGACCGCCUGGUCCCACCCCUCCCUGCUCGCGCUGCUGCUGGACGGGCAAGCUUCGGGGCAGGGCAAGGGGCAGGCCACGGGACAGGGGCAGGAGGAGGGAGGGACGCAGGCAGGGAGUGAGAGGGGCGAGGAGAAGGAAGGACCGGUGGUGAUAACGGCGCUGACGCAAGGGGAUGCAGGCGAUGGUGGCUCUCAGCAGGGGGUGCAGCUGAGGCUGAGAAGGUGGAGGCGGAGGGAGGCGAGGGCGGUGGUGGGAGUGGAGAGGGCACGGCGGACACGGCUGUGGCAGCAGCAGGUGGCGACACCGCUGGGCAAGCAGGCAUGGGCGUGGGGCAGCGCAAGGGACGCAGUCUCUUGCUGCGGUAUGCACCUCAAACAUGCUGCCUGCGUUGCGUCCCUGCCCUCCCUACCUGCCUUUCAUCCCUACCCUCCGUGCCUGUGCUCUGUGCCUGCCAGCUUCCGUGCUUGCCUUCACGCAUGCCCUUCAUGUCUGCUCUCUUUGUCAUCGCUUGGAGCGUAUGCAUUCUCGGGAGGAAGCACCGUCUGCAAAGUUUCUUCCUGUCCUUGCAAGUUCAAGACCUCGCCCUUCCCAUCUCCUGGUGGCAAACCCUCACCCUGUUUCUCCCUCUGGCCUCGUUCCACCUGCCCCGUCGAUUCCACCCGCCCUUUCACUCCGCAGCUUUCUGUCAGUGCGGCCACCGCAGGCGGCACCCCAGGCGGCAGCGACAACAGCGGGGGGGCGAGGGCGGGAGUGGCGGCAUGCUUCCAGCCCAUCACGGGCGCCGUGGACCCCGUCACACUGCGCCUCCUCGACACCUUCCACCUCCUCUGCUCCCACGACCUGCCGUACCGCCGGCUGCUGGAGGAGGUGUUGGACACGCACCCCACCCCGCCGCCCGCUGCCUCCCACGCCUCCUCCCCCUGCGCCUCGCCGCACCCUGCCCUCACCCCGCGUGACCAGCAGCCGCCCACCCCCCUCUCGUGUGCAGCAGCCCCGCCACCAGCUGCUGGAGUGAAGCCUCCUCGCUGCCUCUGCCCGCACGCCAGCCCGGGGUGGGGGCGGGUGGAGGGGCGGGGAGGCGUGUGCAUGCGCGCAUGGCGAUGGUCGAGCGUGGGCAAGCUGCUGGGGCUGGCGGAGGUGGGCGCGCAUGCCAAGCACGAGGAGCGGCACCGUGACCGCUUCCUGGAGCUCUCCUUCGCCAGGUUCCACUGCCUGGUCACCAACGACAGACUGCGGAGACCCGACGCCAUCCGGCGAUUGGUGGAGUUCUGCGCUGUGCUGGGAGAUGUGCUAGCCAUGCAGCAGACCUGGGUGGUGCCCGACCCCCACAAUGCUGCCACGCUGCGCUCUGCCCUGCGCUGGGGCCUGCAGCAGAUGCUCCAGGCAUUCCUCGCCAAACACAGGUCUGUGCUUCUUGCAACAAGUAGCAUUUCAGAGAUUGACGAAGCAUGGCAGCUAAUUUCCGAGGUCAACAACAGCCUCCGUGCGCAUACAUAA